AUGAAGUCCUCUCUGUUGUUUCUGCUCGCAGCGCUUCAACGCGCCUGCGGUACUCCCACGCCAACUCUUCAAUGGGACCCAGAUACGGCUAAAGACUGUGUUGAUUGGUACAACAACAGCGAAGGAGAAUCGUGCGAAGAUGUACGCAGUCUGUUCGGGAUCACCCCAGCGGAGUUCCAUGAAUGGAACCCGUCUGUUGGUCUCGACUGCCAGCCAUGGGAUUAUCAAUCGUACUGCAUCGUCACCCUGGAGAAGAUCAACAACACAAUCACGACCACCACAUCUUCUUCCUCGACAACAACAGUCUCCUCUACCUCUGUGUUCACCCCGGGACCGUCCCCUACCACUUGGACCGACAUGGGCUGUUAUGUUGAGGAUUCUGCGCUACCCAUCCUAGAGAAGAACCUGAGUCCCGAGGGCGGCGAUUCAGCUUUAACUGUCCUUAAAUGUGAGGACGCGUGCUAUCUCAAGGCAUAUAGUUUCGCGGGCGUGCAGGAGGGCAACCAGUGCUGGUGCGGCAGCUACGUGGGCGGCGAGUGGGCGAGCAACCAGACUCUCUGCAACACUCCCUGCGCCGGCGACAGCAAGGUGUUCUGUGGCGGCAAGGGAUUAGUCAAUGUUUUCAAGGCAGAACAGAACGCGGCUUCUACUACCGCUACUACUACUAGCGGUGGCGCCUCCAGUACGACUUCGGCAACGGGAUCCACUAUCAGCGAAACGCAGUCAUCGGGGGCAAUAAAAAGACUGGCGAUGUUUUGAAGGGUUUAAAUUGGUUCAACUGCCUUGUUUCUUG
Molecule: messenger RNA, 793 nt
Organism: Annulohypoxylon maeteangense
Lineage: Eukaryota; Fungi; Ascomycota; Sordariomycetes; Xylariales; Hypoxylaceae
Exons: 1
Coding region: 1-759 (252 amino acids)
Source: RefSeq, a predicted model, not a curated record